UGUGGGCCUCCAUCCUCCUCCCACCAGAGCUCACGCGGAGUCAGAUCCAGGCGCCCUGCCCACCACACACACCCGAGGCGGCGGAGGCGACGGGGCGGUCGGCGGCGAUGGGCGGCGGCGCGCACGGAGGCACCACCUACAAGGGGUACACCAUCCCACACAACAAGCGCUGGCACACCGUCGCCGGCAAGGGCCUCUGCGCCGUCAUGUGGUUUUGGAUUUUCUACAGGGCUAAGCAGGACGGUGCUGUGCUCUUGGGUUUGCGUCAUCCUUGGGACGGGCAUGAUGAUCACUCUCAUGGUCAUGGACAUGAGCAUGAGGCAUCAUCGUCGUCGUCACCAUCUCAUUAAGUUCACUUCUCCAUGCGUCUGAGGUCGACUCACUGCUUCGCAUGUGCCAGCUAAAGUCGCAGUUAAUAAAGUACGCUACCAUGUAUGGGAUUCAUGCUGUUUGCAACUUGUUUAGCGCAAACUGGUUUUGUGAUGAUUGUGCUCAUGUAUUUGAUUUGAAGCUCAGUGCAAAUGUUGUGAGAAACGAUUUGUGUAUGUUGCUGUUUGUUUGCUUGUGGCCAUAAGGAAAUAUCAGCAGACACACAUUCUGUCUC
Phragmites australis (common reed) is the source of this 604-nucleotide messenger RNA. RefSeq names its product NADH dehydrogenase [ubiquinone] 1 beta subcomplex subunit 2-like. The record is from RefSeq and is a predicted model, not a curated record. Lineage: Eukaryota; Viridiplantae; Streptophyta; Magnoliopsida; Poales; Poaceae. The coding region runs from base 108 to 350 and encodes 80 amino acids. The transcript is spliced from 4 exons. Gene Ontology annotation, cellular component: mitochondrial inner membrane.